AUGAGGGUAGCAACAGGCAUGGCUUCAAGCACCAAGAUCCGCAAAGCGCUGGCUGACUUAGAUUUGUCAGUGGAUGGGAACACGCGAAUGACGUUGACUAUGGAAAAUUCUAUCAGAGCUGAUGCAUGGGCAUUAUCCAGGCUGAAGGAAUAUCAGUCUGGCAAAUUGAUUCUAUGGAGCUGGGUUACCAGAGGCUAUGUAACCAUGGAACAGGUGGCCGAGUGGUACUUUGACUCCGAUGUUGAUGCUGCCACCACCGCAUUGUCUUCAACCCGUGGUGAAAUGAGAAAACUAUGCGAUGUAGAUGAAAUACCACAUGUGGACACUAGUGAGGAACUAGCUGAUUUCAAGCGAGCAGAAUCCACAAAGUUUGGUGGAGAAAAGUUUUGCACAUGGGCAAUUCAAGAUCUUGAACAUCAAGAACUACCACCCAUACAUCUACCUGCUUGGUUCCGUAAUCCCAUUGACAAAGCUGUUAUUCGUUGGCAAACGGAGUCAAGGGCAUGGGAGAAACAGAGAGAAGAUAGGCUACUACAAGGAAAGUGCAAUUUUCCACCAAAGAAACAGAAAGCUUUUGAGGAAUGGAGUAAAACCCAAGCACGAUCCAUCGUACUCGACAAAAAACGUCAGGCUCAGGUUGUCAACGUGGCUAACAAGUCCAUUGCUAGCCUCAAAAAACACUGUGUGCUGAUUGUGCUUCACAUGUCGCGUGAAGCAGAAGAGUUGAGAAUCAAAUCUGGGUCGGGAAAAUUGUGGAAGCUUCAGCUCCUUGAAUGUUCCGCGCAGCCUGAUGAAGCCGUACCCGAAGAGAUCGAUGACUUUCAAGAAGGACUGCAAUACAAUGACCAUUGCGCUGAAGAUCAUGGUGAUGAAAUUGCGCUUGAGGAUGCGAUUGCUGAUGGCAUGCAUGUGCAUGAUGGUGUGAUGAGUGAACACGAUGGUGAUGCGCCCUUUCACGAAGACAUUGACAAAUGGCUGCUCAUAUGUGACACCGAAUCUGAGGGUGAGCCUGAGCCGUUGCCAGAACAAAAACUUUUUGGCAAGGCAUGUGUCCGAGUUCGGGCAGUUGAGUCACAGCCAGAAUUUCAACGGCUCAAAGAUUUGGGUCUUGCUGUUCGUCCUGAGGGUUGUACUUUAGGAAUACAUCCCGCCAAUCGUGUUUGGCGAUCAUCUAGUGCUAGCUCUUCGCAUUUUAGUCGAUCAUUUGACGGAUCGUCAGGAAGGAAUUCGUGGCAAGCACUUCUACGCGUAGUGGAAAUGAUGCUUGAAUCAUAUCUUGAUACAAAUCCAAAAGACAAGCAUGUGAAAGCGCAGCUUGCACAAAUCAAGAAGUUGCGUGCUGAAGAACCAGAGCACAAGGAUUAG
Cladocopium goreaui is the source of this 1365-nucleotide messenger RNA. Lineage: Eukaryota; Dinophyceae; Suessiales; Symbiodiniaceae. The record is from the annotation of a GenBank genome assembly.